This is a messenger RNA of Physeter macrocephalus (sperm whale), 2496 nucleotides long. RefSeq names its product coiled-coil domain containing 85A (gene CCDC85A). Bases 1 to 1698 code for a protein of 565 amino acids. The transcript is spliced from 7 exons. NCBI's taxonomy places the organism in Eukaryota, Metazoa, Chordata, Mammalia, Artiodactyla, Physeteridae. The record is from RefSeq and is a predicted model, not a curated record.
AUGUCAAAGGCGGCCGGAGGCGCAUCGGCGGCGGCUGCGGCGGCGGAAAGUUGUCCCCCAACCUCUGCCGGCCCGUCUGCGGCCACUGCCGUGGAGGACCUGUCCAAAGUGUCGGACGAGGAGCUGCUGCAGUGGAGCAAGGAGGAGCUGAUCCGCUGCCUGCGGCGCGCGGAGGCGGAGAAGGUGAGCGCGAUGCUGGAUCACAGCAACCUCAUCCGCGAGGUCAACCGCCGCCUGCAGCUGCACCUCGGCGAGAUCCGCGGGCUCAAGGAUAUUAACCAGAAACUCCAGGAGGACAACCAGGAACUGAGGGACCUCUGCUGUUUCCUGGAUGACGACAGGCAGAAAGGCAAGAGGGUGUCCCGGGAGUGGCAGAGACUGGGCCGCUACACGGCGGGGGUGAUGCACAAGGAAGUGGCCUUAUACCUGCAGAAGCUGAAGGAGCUGGAGGGGAAGCAGGAGGAGGUGGUGAAAGAGAACAUGGAGCUCAAGGAGCUCUGCGUGCUGUUGGACGAGGAGAAGGCCGCGGGCUGCGCGGGCAGCCGCUGCUCCAUCGACAGCCAGGCCAGCCUCUGCCAGCUCGCUGCCGCCACCACGGCGCCCUACGUGCGGGACGUGGGCGACGGCAGCAGCACUUCCAGCACAGGCAGCACCGACAGCCCGGACCACAAGCAUCACGCGAGCGGCGGCAGCCCGGAGCACUCCAAGCCCAGGGCCUCCGCGACCCCAGAUCACCCCAAAGCCCUCAAGGGACCCAGUCCCGAGCACCACAAACCCUUGUGCAAGGGCAGCCCCGAACAGCAAAGGCACCCGCACGCGGGGAGCAGCCCCGAAACGCUGCCCCAGCACGUGCUGAGCGGGAGUCCGGAGCACUUACAGAAGCCCAGGCCCGGGGGCAGCCCCGAGCACGCCAGGCACAGCGGAGGGAGCCCCGAGCACCUUCAGAAACACGCCCUCGGCGGGAGCCUGGAGCACCUACCCAGAGCCCGGGGCACCAGCCCGGAGCACCUCAAACAGCAUUACGGGGGGAGCCCCGAUCACAAACACGUGGGCGGAGGCGGCGGCGGAGGCGGCGGCGGUGGCGGCGGCGGCGGUGGCAGCAGGGAGGGCACCCUCCGAAGGCAGGCGCAAGAGGAUCUGUCACCCCAUCACCGGAAUGUCUACAGUGGCAUGAACGAAUCAACCUUGUCCUAUGUUAGGCAGCUGGAGGCAAGAGUAAGACAGCUGGAGGAGGAAAAUCGCAUGCUGCCCCAGGCUACCCAGAAUAGAAGGCAACCUCCAACUAGAAACAGCUCAAAUAUGGAGAAAGGCUGGGGGCCCAGAGCCCGGCGGGUCUUGCAGUGGUGGCAAGGGUGCCGAGGAAUAGGACGAUGCCUGCCCACUCUCCCGGGUUCUUUUAGGUUGUCAUCAGGGGCUGAUGGGAGUAACAGUUCACCCAACUCUCCAGCUAGCUUCAGUGGACAUACCACACCUUCUCAGCAGCCUGAACCCGUGGUACACUCUCUUAAGGUCUUGGAUGUUCAGGAAACUAUAGAUCGUCAACAGGGUAAAGAGUAUGAACAUGACCUUAGUGAGACAGAAAAAGCUAUAGUCAGAGAAAUGUGCAAUGUUGUAUGGAGGAAACUUGGAGAUGCUGCAGGUUCGUGUCCUGGAAUUAGGCAGCAUUUGUCUGGAAACCAGUACAAAGGACCCAUGUGAGGAGGACUCUCUUUCAAACAUGACAUCACCACUGCCAGAGAGACAGAAGAAAAGAGUGGAUUUCCACAAACCUGGACUCAUGGAAUAACAUGGAGUGAUUGUACAUUGCACAUAUUUUCCCUCUAAAAUCUUUAGCGUAACGAAGUUGUAUUUUGUCUCUCACUUCAGUGUUCACAACAGUCAAUCUCAAACAAGGUAGCUUUGAAAAUCACCAUUUUGGUACCAAUAUUUUCAUUAGAACUAAAAGUUUUUGACUCUUCAGAUCGAAGAUUGUAAUUGGGAAACCUGCAUGAUUGGAAGAGUCCAGUAGAGCCUCUUUGGUUUUGAUAGAAUUGAAUCAUUGCAUAUAAUGGUGGGAGUGUUCUACCAUAUUGUUCAAGAUAAGAGGUGGUUUCCAGCUUCCCAAGUUGGAGAGUUGGUCACCUAUUAUAUUUUAGUUAAUAAAAUACUAGUUCCUGAUGCAUAAUUGAUUUGAAUGCAAGAUAAGAUUAGGUUUCUGGGAUUUCGUUUUGACUUUUGAGGUGCUAAAAAUACCACAUAAAUUUUCCUUACCAGCUAGGAGGGUAGCAAGACUUUGUCAAGCGCUUCAGUUGAUCAAAGUAAAUAUAUCUUUUCUUUUCAUCUUAAUGUAUUGUUCAUGAAGACACAUCUUGGGAACAUAUCAACCUCCAUCUUCAGUGUAUUCAUUAAUGUUAAUAUUAACAGUUUCAAUUAAAGAACAAGCAAACAAUUUUUCUAAGUGUUUCCAGCUGUGAGAUGUCAAUUUCUACAAUUUAGUUUCUAGACAUGCUGUUAUAC